CCGCGCAGUUAACAACACCCGGGGGCAGGCCCAGCCCGCCCACCGCAGGAAGGAGCUUUCAAAAGGUCCUCAAGCGGAAGCAGAGUCUUCGGGUUCUUAGAGGAAAGGCUUGAUGAUCCAAAACAGUCACUGACAGUGGUCAGGAGAGCUGAAUUUUAAUCCUCUGGCCAAAACACUGUGUAACCUUGGACCAAUGCUCUGCCCUCGGUAUCUCUGCCUGCCUGCACUAUGGAGUUAAAAAUUACAGUGUAGGGGCUUCCCUGGUGGCGCAGUGGUUGAGAGUCCGCCUGCCGAUGCAGGGGAUGCGGGUUCGUGCCCCGGUCCGGGAAGACCCCACAUGCCGCGGAGAAGCUGGGCCCGUGAGCCAUGGCCGCUGAGCCUGCGCGUCCGGAGCCUGUGCUCCGCAACGGGAGACGCCACAACAGCGAAAGGCCCGCGUACCGCAAACAAAAAAAUUACACAGUGCUUGUACGGACGCUGCAAGAACGAGAUGUGCGUUCCAAAUGGGAGUAUGAUGAAAGCCAUGUGAUUACAGCCCGUCUUGUAAAGAAGAGGGCAGGUGAAUAUCUUAUCCCGGAGUCUGUGGAUCUGGAGUGUGUGGAACACUGUGUGGUGUAUGAUAACAACACCAGCUCCCUGAAUGUCAUCCUAAAAGGUGACAACGACGAUGACAACACUGAUGAAGGCGAUCAAGGAAUUGUGCUUGGAGCUGCCGUUGAGUGUGGCAGAACCCUGACUCACCUUGCCCGCCACCCCAUCCGUAUCCUGAGAGGAGGCUACGAGAGCUUCUCGGCCAUGUACCACUUCUUCCGGACACAGAAGAUCAUCUGGAUGCCACAGGAACUGGAUGCCUUCCAACCGUACCCUGUUGAGAUAAUGCCAGGCAGGAUCUACCUGGGAAAUUUCAGGCAAGCCUGCGACCCUAAAAUUCAGAAGGAUUUGAAAAUCAAAGCACAUGUCAACGUCUCCAUGGAGACAGGGCCGUUUUUUGCAGGUGACGCCGACAAGCUUCUGCACAUCCAGAUAGAAGAUUCCCUGGAAGCCAACAUUACACCCUUUUUACGCCACCUCUGUCACUUCAUUGAAAUUCACCUGGAGCUUGGCUCUGUCAUCCUGGUCUUUUCCACCAUGGGCAUCAGUCGCAGCUGUGCGGCCAUCUUGGCCUACCUUAUGCACCGAAAUGAGCAGACCCUGAAGAGGUCCUGGGCCUACGUCAAGAAGUGUAAAACCAACAUGCGUCCAAAUCGGGCUUUGGUGGCUCAGCUGUCAGAGUGGGAGAAGGUUAUCCUUGGAGACAGCGUCACAGACAUCUUGGAUCCACUCUACUGAUUUUCUCUGUGGCCCAGCUAUGGGUCCAGAAGAACCUGCCUUGGGAGCUUUUUGUGGGUAGUGGGCCAGGGUGUGUAACCAGGAAUGAGAAGGCCUUUGCUGCCUGGAGCCUUGUGUCAGCCUCCCGCAGUGCU
Orcinus orca (killer whale) is the source of this 1463-nucleotide messenger RNA. It is a transcript of the gene STYXL1, whose product is annotated as serine/threonine/tyrosine interacting like 1. The transcript is spliced from 8 exons. The record is from RefSeq and is a predicted model, not a curated record. NCBI's taxonomy places the organism in Eukaryota, Metazoa, Chordata, Mammalia, Artiodactyla, Delphinidae. Gene Ontology annotation, molecular function: protein tyrosine/serine/threonine phosphatase activity; protein phosphatase binding; pseudophosphatase activity. Gene Ontology annotation, cellular component: mitochondrion. Gene Ontology annotation, biological process: negative regulation of cytoplasmic stress granule assembly; protein dephosphorylation; positive regulation of intrinsic apoptotic signaling pathway. Bases 367 to 1329 code for a protein of 320 amino acids.